AUGUCUCGACGUUCAAGUCGCGUCACCGUCGGAAGUACAGAAGUUCUUGAAGUCAUACGAGAGGAAACUUCAGCCCCGUCCUCAAUAAACAUAGAUGAUACAAAGGAAAGUGAAGAUAUUGAACCGAAAAUUUGUCCUUGUGAAGGAAUUGAUCUCGAAGAAAUAGAAAAGAGACAUGCAGAAGAAAUAGAAAGAUUACUGACUGCGAAAGAAAAUGAAUUGGAAGAAAAAUUCAAACAGAAACUACAUAAUGAAAUACAAUAUUUGAAAGAAAGAUUUGGUUUUGUAUUGCAAAAUGAGCAAGUCCGUGCGUCAUACAUGUUGCGUGAGGCGCACAGAGAAAGGCAGGAGAAAAUAUCAGCUUUGCAAACGCAGCUCGAGUGUAAAAAUAUGGCGGGUUUAAUGUAUGUAAUGUGCUCUGAGCGUAGGAAGAGUAAGAUGGAGAUAAUGAGACUUACUGAAGAAUACGUAAACUACAUCGAAACCCUUCAGAACAUUCUAGAAGAAAGCCAGGCUCUCAUUCUGAACCUCUCCCGCGGGUACAAGACAGCGGCGAGGGUCGAUGAUGAGUGGAGACGAAAAAUGAGGAAAAUACUAAAACAUUUUCAAUCAUUCGUAUUUGACUUUAUCGGUGACACCCCUGAGAAUAACCAAUACUUCUUCAAUAUACCGGAGCUAUUGAAAACGAAAACUUCAAUCAAGGACAACCCUGAAGAAGAUCCUUGUGAGAAUGAAGAUGAAGAAUCUGAACCGAAAAUAGAACGUGAAAAGGAAUGGUGGGAGACACUCGAUUGUGAGGAACAUCCGUUUGUAAUGUUCGGUGAUAUGGCUGACUUUAAACCACCACAGCGAAGAGAAGUACUUAGGAAUGUAAAAGCUGCUAAAACAGCUCCUAAGAAAUGGAAAGAAUACGUUUUCAACGAAAUGUUCAUUAAACGUGAAUGUACGAAUGCCGAUAUCAUCAAGGAUGUGUGGUGUGCGCCCGCGUCAUGGGAAUGUGCGGUCGCUUCUAGACAGACACCAUCAAGAUGUUCAGAAUCUCAGAGCAGACGGAUUACAACGACAUCUGUUGACAUCAAAGGGAACAUGGGGUCAAUAUUGAAGAUUAUGACUUCGUCAACUCCGAAACCUACUGCAAAAGCCACAUUACUUGGGGCGAGGGAUUCAAUGGAAAUAGCUUCAACCACGCGAUUGGAUUCAUUCUUUAAUAAAAUAGAAGAUGAUGAUGAAGAAGAAGAUAAAAAUCGUGAACAAACUGAACGUGUUACUCAAGUACCAGGACCACAGAAGUCUACUGGAGGUGAUAUUGAUGACGUUGAAAGUGAUGAAGAGUCUGUUUCUAAUCUCGGGAGCCUCCACCACGACAGCCUACAAAUAAUACAAUCCCACGUAAAAGAUCACGACUCCAAAAUUAAUUAUGAAAAAAUAUGUCCAAUGGAGAAAUGUCAGAGGAUACAAGUUGAUUCGUUCAUUCGUAGCCUACCGAAGUACAUGCAAGCGAAUCCAUUCACUCACUUCGAACAGACCUACGAGGAUUAUGAAGCUUGUUCACCCGAACAACUUGAGAUUCUAAAGAAGAGGAUAGAGGAUAAAAAAAAGAGGGAAAAGUUGGAAUUCCAACUGGAAACUGAUCCUCUUUUAUCAUGGACGCCGAGCGUCGAAGGUGUUGAAGUACAGACAUCAGAUAUAUCACUAAUGCCGCCAUGCACUUGUAUCGUACCGAGUCCUUCACUCGCAUCCAGUACUACAAAGGUGUAUAACGUUGCUGAUUUGAUUCCGAUAAAACAAACCCUGGAUAAAAUCAAGGCUGAAUGUUUCUUCCACGACGACAUAGAGUUUAAUAGAUUCAAAGUACUCGGACAAAACGAGAGCGAGGAUCAUUUGGAUUUUGACGGAGAUAUAGAACCAAGCAAGAACAGAUUAAGCGAAAUCAAAACAAUACUGAAAAAACAUCCGAGUCUCUGCGAAAUAUUUCAAGCCAACACAAGAUGUUAA
Messenger RNA from Danaus chrysippus (African queen), 1995 nucleotides. The record is from the annotation of a GenBank genome assembly. Lineage: Eukaryota; Metazoa; Arthropoda; Insecta; Lepidoptera; Nymphalidae.